AUGUACACUCUCGACGCCGAGAGGGUUUCUCCUCUCGGCCGUCGAGGUGUACACUCUCAACGGCUGAGAGGAGAAACCCUCUCGGCCGUUGAGGGUAUGUACACUCUCGACACCAAGAGGGUUUCUCCUCUCGGCCGUCGAGGUGUACACUCUCAACGGCUGAGAGGACAAACCCUCUCGGCCGUUGAGGGUAUGUACACUCUCGACACCGAGAGGGUUUCUCCUCUCGGCCGUCGAGGUGUACACUCUCAACGGCUGAGAGGACAAACCCUCUCGGCCGUUGAGGUGUGUACCUCGACCCGAGAGUUUCUCUACCUCGACGGCCGAGAGGAGAAACUCUCGGCCGUUGAGAGUGUAUACUCUCGACGGCGAGGGGAAACCCUCUCGGCGUCGAAAGUGUACAUACCCUCAACGGCCGAGAGGAGAAACCCUCUCGGUGUCGAGAGUGUACAUACCCUCAACGGCCGAGAGGAGAAACCCUCUCGGCGUCGAGAGUGUACAUACCCUCAACGGCCGAGAGGGUUUCCCCUCUUGGCCGUUGAGAAUGCGGUCUCGCGGCCGGGAGGAUGCCUCCCGGCCGCUGCCGUGGGGUGGGGGUUGAUUUGGUUUAUCGACCCCCAAACCCUGGGAGUCGACUCCCAAACCGGUCGACGGUUUUGGGGGAUCGACUCCCUAAUUUCGGGGGUUUCGGGGUUUGGGAUACCUGCUGCCUGUCAAGUAAAUGUGUUCCCAAUAGCAGUCUUUAGGGAAUCAAAAGAUAUGACAGUCCUACAAGCCUACAAAUAUAGACUAGGGUUAGGGUUAGGGGUUAGUAACCCUAACCCUAACCCUACAACCGAGAUUGAGACUGGAACCUGCGCGCCGAUAGCUGACCGCGACGGGACUGUACCGACCAGUUUCCCAUUUGCUCUGAGCAUCUUACACAAUUGUCAUGAUUUCAAGACUUACAAAUUUUAUUUAGGUUAG
Messenger RNA from Puccinia graminis f. sp. tritici CRL 75-36-700-3, 966 nucleotides. RefSeq lists its product as uncharacterized. NCBI's taxonomy places the organism in Eukaryota, Fungi, Basidiomycota, Pucciniomycetes, Pucciniales, Pucciniaceae. The record is from RefSeq and is a predicted model, not a curated record. The coding region runs from base 1 to 966 and encodes 321 amino acids. The transcript has 4 exons.